AUGGCGGGGAGGCCAUGGUGCUUCGAACAAAAUCUCUUACUUCUCAAGGACAUCUCUGGGGACGAGCAACCAUAUGAUAUUGCCCUAACUCAUUCCCCUUUCUGGGUUAGAAUUGAGAAUCUUCCUUUUAAUUGUCGUUCUGAUGCGCACGUGAAAGCUAUCGCUGCUAAACUCGAUUCAUUAAUGGAGAUAGAGGAGGAUGUGAUGGGGAUUGGUAAAGACCGCAGACUGAGAGUUAUGAUGGAUGUAACAAAACCAUUACGACGUUUCCUAGACGUGGUAAAUAGGCAAGGUCAUACGGUAAAGGUGAAGCUUAAAUAUGAACGUCUGCCAUUUUUCUGCUUCAUGUGUGGUAUUAUGGGUCACGGUGAAAAGGAUUGUAUCUAG
Spinacia oleracea (spinach) is the source of this 387-nucleotide messenger RNA. RefSeq lists its product as uncharacterized. The record is from RefSeq and is a predicted model, not a curated record. The transcript has a single exon. Lineage: Eukaryota; Viridiplantae; Streptophyta; Magnoliopsida; Caryophyllales; Amaranthaceae. Gene Ontology annotation, molecular function: nucleic acid binding; zinc ion binding. The coding region runs from base 1 to 387 and encodes 128 amino acids.